This is a messenger RNA of Sitophilus oryzae (rice weevil), 1707 nucleotides long. RefSeq lists its product as uncharacterized. Lineage: Eukaryota; Metazoa; Arthropoda; Insecta; Coleoptera; Curculionidae. The record is from RefSeq and is a predicted model, not a curated record. Bases 1 to 1707 code for a protein of 568 amino acids. The transcript is spliced from 7 exons.
AUGGCCACAGUACACAUAAAAGGCGAAAUCAUACCUUUUAAUCGAGAUGUAAUUCCAAGAGAAAAAUUCUGUCCUGAAGCUCUUAAAAGAUGGGAUCUGCAAACACAACGUGCCGGAUGUCCAGAUCAUGUAACUGCGGAAACAUCUGUUGUUUCUGAUCUUACAGAGGAUGUAACUGCGCCCACCACCUCUGGCAAUUCCAACUCUACAGAGCGCAUAACGUCGUCGACGAAUGGAUCUGUGAAUCACGAAGAAGUCGUUGCUUCAUCGUCCUCGAAUAUUUCGUUUGAGUCGCUUUUACUAUCUACUACCCCUCCUGUGAAACCAAGUAAGAAAAAGCAGCAAAGUGAAAGUUCUUCAGAAAAUAAAGACCCAGAAGGGGUCUCAGUCCAGAACUCUGACAACGACAAUGAAUUUUUAGCCAACUUGAGAAAUCCGUCUCCAGAACCUGAAAUUAUGGUAGAACAAUUUCCACAGAUCAACAAAUGGGUACUUGUGGAGUAUUCCACAAAGAAGACCAGAAAACAUUAUGUCGGACAAAUAACCGAUCGGGAUGAAAUGGACAGGGUAAUAAAAUAUUUGCGACCCAAAGGUGGUAGGUUUAUAUCACCACAAGUAGAUGACGUAGAUACAGUUGAGGAAAACAAUCAAGUGUUGAAGGCUAAAGUGCUGAAACUGGAAAAUGCUCUUAGUAAACAGUACGCAAAUAAUAUUAAAAACAAUUUAUGCAUUUCUGGUCUGUCUGGUAACGUAAAAGAUAAGAAAUCUGCGCCAGUGGAAUUAAUAAAACUUUUUACUUCAUUAAGUGUGCCAGUGAAAGAAGAAAAUCUCGAAAGUGUUAGGCUUUAUGAUACUCCAAAUGGUCCUAAGAGUUUAUCCGACUCAAUGAAGGUAGCUACUGUAACGCCUAUUCCUAAAAUAAAUAAUCCUGGUAGUUUUUCAGAUUUAAGACCCAUAAGCCUUUUACCUACCUUGUCAAAGAUAUUUGAAAAGGCGAUAUACAUACAACUUGUUAGUUAUCUGAACGAUUCGAACCUUAUACCGCCCACUCGGUCAGACUUUCGAAAGGGAUAUAGCGCAGCUUCUGUGUUAUUAAGUGUGCUUGACGACAUUAUAUCUGCAGCUGAUGAAGGCCGAACUUCUGCUUUGAUAAUGCUGGAUUAUAGUAAGGCAUUUGACGCGUUGGACCACAUCUAUUUAGUUGAUAGGUCCCAAUUUGUUUCGAUGAAUGGUAAUCAAUCGGAGGCAAAGUUUACUACUAAGGGCGUUCCUCAGGGAUCCAUUCUCGGUCCGUUACUUUUUAUUAUAUACACCAUGGACAUAGCAGUGGACGAUAACCACUGCAAAAUGCAUAGAUAUGCCGACGAUACCCAAUUACAUUUAAGUUUUAGAAAAUCAGAAGCAUACGAAGCCCAGAACAAAGUUGAACAGUGUUUAGAAAAAAUAUACACUUAUUCCAGCAAGAACGGGUUAAAACUAAAUCCGACAAAGAAUACACCACACGCCCUUACUAACAAAAGCCCCGCAGAAUUAAUGUUCAACAGACGCUUACGCUGUAAAUUAGAUUUAUUAAUACCUAAAAAUCAAGAGAUUAUAUCAGAUAAAAUUCAAAAACAAGUCGAGUAUAAAAAUAGUAGUGUUAAAAAUUUUAAUUUAGGUGAUAAGAUUUUAUUAAGAGACUUUAAAAAUCCUGAACAUCCUACCUGA